Closterium sp. Naga37s-1 is the source of this 1473-nucleotide messenger RNA. The record is from the annotation of a GenBank genome assembly. Lineage: Eukaryota; Viridiplantae; Streptophyta; Zygnematophyceae; Desmidiales; Closteriaceae.
AUGGCUGCCGCCAGAGAACACGAACCGCGAGCCAUCCUCAUGCGCGUCUGCGUCACGUUCCUCCUCUUCGCCGCGGUACUCGUAGGAAGCGCCACCGCAGCGCCGGGCGCUGCGAGCUCCGCACCGUCGCCGUCCCCCCGAAAAUCCCAAGGCCUCCUCAACCGAUUCAACCUGUGGCGCAAUAAAUUUUCGCUCAAGCCCCCGGCACCCACUGGCGCUGCUGCUGCUACAGGCGGAGCCGUCGGCGGGGCAGCUGUAGCGGCGGCGAAGACAUUGGUGACGCCGGCUGCCACCGGCACGUGCCAGGCAUCGACUCUCGCAGGCUACACGAGCUCCGUGGACCUUUCGGGCAACGGGCUCAUCCUCCACUGGAAGACGUCAACGGGGUCAACGAUCGACCUCGCGCUCGAGGCCAAGUCAACGAGCGGCGCGGCGGGCGGGUGGAUUGCGGUGGCGUGGAGCAACGGCGGCAUGUUCAACUCCGACGCCGUCAUCGGGAACCUCGCGACGGCCAGCGGCGUCGGCACAUACGCGAUAUCCAGCUACUCGAAUGUGGUUACCACGACGCGCUUCGCCAUUACCGGCACGAGCGUUACCGCGUCGGGCGGGAGCACGAUCGCGAAGUUCACACGCGCCACGGGAGACGGGCUCGUGAAGGUGAACGCGGCGGGGAGCAACAACCUCGUGUGGGCUUACUCGUCUGGCGGCUCGAAGACUGUUGCCAACCAUGGCGGCUCGCACAGGUGCCGCAGCGCGCGCCCUCUCGCUUCAUUCGUUCGCACCGACCUCCCUUUUUUAGUUCAUUUCGCGCAGAUUAAAUCCGGUGUGCUGCUGCACUGGAAGCGCGCGUCCGCCACGCAGCUGGACAUGGCCGUGGAGCUCAAGAGCAGCAGCGGCGCCAGCAACGGCUGGUUCUCGCGCACGGCCAACACCGGUUCUCAGGGCAUGAAGAUGAGCGGCGUCAGUCGGCUCAUCUGGGCGCACUCCAACUCUAACUCCAAGUCCCUUGCCUUCCACGGCGGCGCUGAUCCCUUGCCUUCCACGGAGGCGCCGAGUGAGUUCCCCUCUGCCUCCCUUUUGUCUCUUUACCUCUACUUUCAUCUCUGUUUUCCACUCUAUGCUCAUCCCUCUUCCGCUCGGCACCUCUCGCGGUGGACUUGGGCCUUCUGCAAAACUCCACUUGUGUGCUCUGCUCUCCUUCAUCUCACCACCCUCUCUUUCUCUCCUUCUCCCUAUCACUCCCUUUAUCGCAGUGGGUACAUGUCCGUGGACUUUUCCUGUGCCACUGCCCCAUCCUCUGGCGGCGGCGGUGGGGGCGAUGGUGAUGGUGAUGGCGAUGGUGACCACGAGGGGGGUGGUGAUCAUGAUGGCGAUAGUGAUGAUGGCUUUGGCGGGGGUGGUUCCGGCGCGGGGAGCGCGUUUCUCUCGCAGCUCAUUGCUUGGCUCGGCUCGCUCUUCGGCUUCCGCAAGUAG